Molecule: messenger RNA, 1105 nt
Organism: Apis mellifera (honey bee)
Lineage: Eukaryota; Metazoa; Arthropoda; Insecta; Hymenoptera; Apidae
Exons: 5
Coding region: 346-1032 (228 amino acids)
Source: RefSeq, a predicted model, not a curated record
CAUUCAAGUACAUAAAUUAAUUUUUGUGAAAAUAAUGAAUCGUAAGUGUAAAUGUAAUUACACGUAUGCGCGAAUUUGCGGAAUUAGGCGUGACGAUGACCAGUAUAACAACAAUGAUAUAUAUGUGUGAUAGUAAUUUCGUGACAGUAAUUUAACUAGAAGUUUCUUUUAGGUUCGUUAAUUCUGCUCGUGAAAAUAGAAUUUCCUAUUUGACAAGAGUGGGCUGACUCUUGUACAAAAACUGGCAGCAAGGAUCAAGCAAUCGUCAUACGUUUUCCUGUGUGCGCUUCAAUUAGUUGAUUUAUUAACUCUUUACCUCUAACGAUUAUUUUUAGUGGGAUAAUCAUGAAAAAUUCGUUUAAUGUUAUUACAUUGUUAUUAUGUCUUUUACAUUUUUCUAUCUCGAAGGAGAACGUUAAUAGAAAAGUAAAAAGUUCAAGAACUCAUAGUAAUAGUAAAUUUGGGAAAUAUCCAAGUGGUGGAUUGAUCUCUUUCGAUUCGGAUCAAGAUAAAUUAAGUAUUGAUUGGACAGUAACUAUUCCCUUUAUUUCGAUACCUUUUGAACAUAAAAUAAGGGAGAACGGUGAAAUUCCACCAUUGCUCAAUCUUAACACGAAAUCUGUUGGAAUCGUUGGAUUAAUAACCACAUUGUUUAGCGUAGUUUCUCCAUUAUUCUCAAAACCGCAUCCAGAAUUCAAUUACCGAUCAAUGGAUAAUGGCCAAUGGUUGGAAAUGGGAAAUACUAUCAACGAAAUGAUUUUUGGCAACAAUUACGUGGCUCCAUGUAUGCAACGCAUUGUUUGUUCGAUCGUUUCAGUGGCUACGCAUUCAGAGAAUCCAACGAGUGCGGACAAAAUAAUUGAUGGAUUAUCAAGUCACAAUUGGUUCAAAGACAUGACAAAUGGUACAAUCAUUCAAGAUGCUGUGAUUACUGGACGGAAAGGAAAUCAUGAUUGUGCUUAUACUUAUAAGGAGUGUUUAAUAACACCAAAAUUUCUAAAAACUAUCAUGAACGAAUUUGGAAUAGUAUAACGAUGUAAGAUAUAUUUUUAUUAUAUUAUAUAUUAUAUCGUAUCAAAUAUAAAAAAAAAAAAAUAUUUUUAUA